Molecule: messenger RNA, 473 nt
Organism: Lethenteron reissneri (Far Eastern brook lamprey)
Lineage: Eukaryota; Metazoa; Chordata; Hyperoartia; Petromyzontiformes; Petromyzontidae
Product: large ribosomal subunit protein eL30
Cellular component (GO): cytosolic large ribosomal subunit
Molecular function (GO): RNA binding; structural constituent of ribosome
Source: RefSeq, a predicted model, not a curated record
CUUGAGGCAGCAGCAUCAGCGGCUCCGUGGUGCGGACGGACACUUGACGCUCACUGAAAAUGUCCGCCAAAAAGACGAAAAAGGCCAUCGAGUCCAUCAACUCGCGACUCCAGCUGGUGAUGAAGAGUGGCAAAUACUGCCUGGGAUACAGACAGACGCUCAAGAUGAUCCGGCAAGGCAAGGCCAAGCUGGUGCUGCUCGCCAACAACUGCCCGGCACUGAGGAAGUCCGAGAUUGAGUACUACGCCAUGCUGGCCAAGACGGGCGUCCACCACUACAGCGGCAACAACAUCGAGAUGGGCACGGCGUGCGGCAAAUACUACCGCGUGUGUACGCUCGCCAUCAUCGACCCCGGUGACUCGGACAUCAUCCGCUCCAUGCCGGAGCAGCAGCAGCCGCAGCCCGGGGACAAGUGAAGCGGCGGGGGUCCCACGGCGCCCCCCCCACACCACCAAUAAAGCCCCCCCAUCGAG